Porites evermanni is the source of this 2496-nucleotide messenger RNA. Lineage: Eukaryota; Metazoa; Cnidaria; Anthozoa; Scleractinia; Poritidae. The record is from the annotation of a GenBank genome assembly.
AUGAACCAAGAUAGUACAGGGUCGGGAUCCGAACAUGCCAACCAUUCCGAUAUCAGCGUUGAGAAGGAGGCUGAUAGAAUAGACGAGAAAAAAGAAAAGCGCUCAGAAUCGCCUGAACAAGAUGAGAGAGAAAUGAAGAAAGGAGACCUUGAUGAAUGCGAAGAAGAGAUCGUGGCAACGAUUGGUAUGCGACAAGAGUAUUUCCCCGAUUGGUUGGAAAUUGUACAACCAGAACAAGAGAAAACAGGAGUCGCUAUUGAAGAUAUUCUUGAGACUCCAACAAAGCAAUUGGAGACAGACGAACCAGUCCCAAAGGAUGAAGUGCUUGUUGAAGAGGAGGAGAUCGAGGCUAAGGAACGUCCGCCUGUGGUCCGUGAGAUACACGUACCCGAUCAUUUUGAUUAAAGACUUAUAAGGUACAGUUAUAGAGUAAUAUUUGCCAUUUGAUCAUUAAUAAGUGGGGAAUGUAAGAAUAAAGAACUUGAGACACUAAGCUGUCCCGAACGUUUCCUUCGCUUUUUUUUCGAGGUAGACGCACCAUAAGGUAGAGGCAAGACAUAACAUACACUCGCCCCCUUCGUGUCAUAACAAAGUUGCUGCGACUAUUUCAAAUUAGUUGCCUAGGGGUGAAUGGCUAGUCGCCAAUAUUUACCAAUCCAGAGGCCAAAUAAUCCGAGGCUUAAAUAUGAUUUUGGAGCCAGCGAGCACCUUGAAGCUAAGGUUUAAAGCAAAUUCUUGAGUUAAUGUAAACACUAACUAGCAACUUGUAAAUCUAACAUUAUUUUAAUCAAUAAAGUUUGUGGUUGCCCGUGCUAUUGUUAUUGUAAGUUAGUUUUCUAUCAAGAAUUCUGCCUUCAAAAGAGACAGCACUUUCAUUUACAUUUUCACAAUAAUAUUGGUAAAAUCUUCGACACCACACCGACUGUACAUUUAUCACAUCGAUGUAUAUUGAUCGCGCUACGCGUAGAGAAUCACUUCUAAAUUAUACUAACAUACACCUUGGGGAGAAGAAUACUUCUGUGGAACAACUUCGCAGAAGUCUCAAAUAUUAAGAUGAAAGGUUUACACGUCGUGUUGCGGGAAUAGAUUCGUAUGCUACCAGGGGUGGACCCCGGCAGAGAGUUGCGGGACAAAAAUACCCCACCAUCCCCACCCCUCCUUUCUUCUACCACUUUACCGACUUUACUUUCGGUUCAUAGAUACACGCUUAAAGCGACUGAGUAGACAGGGGGGGGGGCGCGCCCCUCCACUACCACUCUCCCAAUUCUUGUCCAUGUCUUAAAAGCGCGCCCACCUAAGAAAGAAUGUAUGAGAGCGACUAAAAUUCGGCCUGAUCUCAGAUGGUUAUUGUAACAAUUUUCAGUAUAUGGUGAAAACACAAAAAAGGCAAACAAACAAUCUUAAUAUCGCGUUGAGACUGUUUGUUUCACUUUUGUUUGAUAUCAUUAAUAUUGAUCAUCAUUUUAGAAGGCACCAAAAAAUACACACAUGCGCACACAAUACAUCUUACUGGCUUCGGGCUAUCCUUGCCCAUUUUAGAGGCCUUUUGAAAUUGGUCAAAUUUAAAUGCGAAUCCACCUUUUACUUCCAUCGUUGAGAGAGGUCAAGGAGCUAAUUACAUAAACCGGGUUGGCUCGCUUUGCCAAGAUAGUAGCACGUUAAUUAAACGCAGCAAGACUCCACUUUGUGAUUACAAGACAACCCUGCCCGGUUAGUUGGAAUCCAAAUAACGUGAUGGCUUGAUAUCAAGAUGAACAUUAGAGUGGUUUUCGUUUGAGUGUCGUAAAACCAAAACCAAAGUAAUUACUCUGGCCAAUCACAUAGGACACAGACAAUACAUUGAACCAAUCAAAACUCGAAGUAAUUACAUGUGGCUGACGCAAAGCGCGGGAAAAUGCAUGCGAGCGCGUCACAAUUGGCUUUGGUUUUACUUCUGAUUGGAUGAAAAGGUGGCGCGAAUCUUUUAAGCCAAUCGCAUCGUGUAGAAAGUGCAAAACCAAUUACUUUUCGACACUCAAAUGAAAACCGCUCUAACGCCUCCUCCGCAAAAUGAGUCAGCAGGACUCACGUAAUCAACACCCAAAUCUCCAGAGAAGACCACGUGAUCUACAAUGGUAAAUUAGCACAUGAAGUGAAUAAAAGGUCUUCUAGUUAAAAAAGCGACGUCAGAAUCCAAGCACGGUGGACGACAGCAUUGAGAAUAUAGCCGCGAAAAUGGAAAAGAAAGAAGAUUGCGAUGAAUGCAAUGAAGAGAUUGCGGUAACGAAAGUCAUCAAACAAGACUAUUUCCCCGAGUGGCUGGAAACUUCACAACAAGAGCCAGAGAAACUGGGAAUACCUAUCGAAGAUACCCUGAAGACUCCCUGUAGGAAAGUUGAGAACGCAUCAGUACCGCGUGAUGAGAUGAUCGUCGAAGAGAACAUCGAGGCCGUGGAACGUCAGCCCCAGAACUAUUGCGAGCUACUAGACUUCAGUCUUUUCGAAGACCAAAACUGA